Molecule: messenger RNA, 3717 nt
Organism: Microcebus murinus (gray mouse lemur)
Lineage: Eukaryota; Metazoa; Chordata; Mammalia; Primates; Cheirogaleidae
Gene: JAM3
Product: junctional adhesion molecule 3
Biological process (GO): cell-cell adhesion; cell migration
Cellular component (GO): plasma membrane; protein complex involved in cell adhesion; cell-cell contact zone
Molecular function (GO): integrin binding; cell-cell adhesion mediator activity; protein heterodimerization activity
Source: RefSeq, a predicted model, not a curated record
GCUUCCUCUGUCGCCAUGGUACCGGCUCGGCCGGGCCUGGUGGUCGCUAUGGUAACUGGGGGCGGGUCGCAGGGUCUCGGCAGCGGGGCGCAUGCGCGCGGGGACUGCUGUGUGUGCCGCGCGGCCGCGGGCCCCUCAGCUCCCCUCGCUCCCUUCGACAUGGCGCUGAGGCGGCGGCCAGGACUCGGGCUCUGCGCCCGAUUACCCGACUUCUUCCUGGUGCUGCUUUUCAGGGGCUGCUUGAUAGAGGCGGUGAAUCUCAAGUCUAGCAACAGAACCCCAGUGGUACGGGAAUUGGAAAGUGUGGAACUGUCUUGUAUCAUUACGGAUUCGCAGACAAAUGACCCUAGGAUUGAAUGGAAGAAAAUUCAAGAUGACCAAACCACAUAUGUGUUUUUUGACAACAAAAUUCAGGGAGACUUGGCAGGUCGUGCAGAACUAUUGGGGAAAACUUCGCUGAAGAUCUGGAAUGUGACACGGACAGACUCAGCCCUUUAUCGCUGUGAGGUUGUUGCUCGAAACGACCGCAAAGAAAUUGAUGAGAUUGUCAUUGAGUUAACUGUGCAAGUGAAGCCAGUCAGCCCUAUCUGCAGAGUGCCGAAGGCUGUGCCCGUAGGCAAGACAGCGACACUGCACUGCCGGGAGAGCGAGGGCUACCCCCCGCCUCACUACAGCUGGUAUCGCAAUGACAUGCCGCUGCCGACAGAUUCCAGAGCCAAUCCCAGAUUUCGAAAUUCCUCAUUUCUCUUAAACUCUGCAACAGGCACUCUGGUUUUCAGUGCUGUUCACAAGGAGGACUCUGGGCAGUAUUACUGUAUUGCUUCUAAUGACGCAGGCUCAGCCAGGUGUGAAGAGCAGGAGAUGGAAGUCUAUGACCUGAACAUUGGCGGCAUUAUUGGUGGGGUUCUGGUUGUCCUUGCAGUACUGGCCCUGAUUACUUUGGGCAUCUGCUGUGCAUACAGACGUGGCUACUUCAUCAACAAUAAACAGGAUGGAGAAAGUUACAAGAACCCAGGGAAGCCAGAUGGAGUUAACUAUAUCAGGACAGAUGAAGAGGGCGACUUCAGACACAAGUCAUCAUUUGUGAUCUGAGACCUGGCGGUGUGGCCGAGAGAACAUGCAAAUACCUCUGCUAGAAACUCCUGUCAAGGGCCGCCACAAGCCGGGUGCACUUGGACAGAGCUAGACAGUCAUGCAGAAGCUUUUUGUUUUGGGCAAUAUUGACCACUAUUCCUUUCUUACUCUAACAAGUCACAUGAAUAAAAGAAUUUUCCUCAAGAUGGACACAGUAACCAUAAGGAAAAGAAACUGAACGUGUUCACUGAGUUGGAUUCCCGGUCUGCUGGUGGCCUGGUUCCCACAUAAGUAUUAGGGUGAUCUUAUAGCUCUGGUUCACAUAAACUCUCCUGUGCUGGGUGCUGUGGACCUGUGAAGCCAAUUUGUUUGCCACUGAUUGUUCACCGGCCAGGAUGAGCACCGUGUGAGGUGACGCGGUAGCAGUGUAGCCUCAGCAAUGUGAGUGACAGCAUGAAACCUGGUAGCCACAGAGUUUGCAUCAACGAAUCCAGAAAAGGCUUUUUACACAAUGACAUUGUUCCACUAGCCCACAGACCUUACUGCAGUUCCUUCUUACAGGCUCUGUUGAUCAGUGUUGUCGUGUCCAUCCUGGGGAAUCUUUUUGGAUCAGCAUUUUAUUAAAAAACAACCAAAAUCAAGAAGGUAAAUUGCUUGCUGAAAGAGGGAUCUUACCUGAGGAACCCUGCUUGUCCAGAAGGGUAUCAGGAUUUAAGGAAAACUUUUAUCUAAGGCUAAGUUAGAAAUGGUACUGAAAUAUGCUUUUCUAUGGGGUGGUGUUUAUUUUAUAAAAUUUUACAUUCUAAAUUUUUGCUAAGGAUGUAUUUUCAUUAUUGAAAAGAAAAUUCUAUUUAAAGUGUAAAUAGAUUGUCAUAUAAUGUUAAAUAACAUAUUUUUUUAAAUAAGUUCAACUACGGUCAAAGUUCCAAGCCACUAGUGUUAAAUUGGCAAAUAUCAGUAAUUAAGAAUAUUUUACCCAAUGGAGGCUUAUUAGAACAUUCCUUUUUCCACAUAUGGUUUAGCAUUUUUCACAAGAGAACUUAAUGCUGUUUAUCUACACAUCAGAUUGCUUAGGAAACCUUCAAAAAUUCCAGUUGAGCAAUGUUAAAAUUUUUGCAUCUCUCCAGAAGAAACCCAAGUAGCUCUAGGGUUAGCUUUGAACUGCCUUUUCCUGAGAUUACCAAAAUUACCUAUGUCUAGAGACCAUCCAGAAGCCAUUAGACGUACACACAAACCAUGUUGGUCAACUCCUAGGGUUGCACGAGUGCCACCACUCUAGAUCAGUACUGCCGCCUACCUUCCGAGUGCUGGGUAGAAUACUCACUGCCACCUUUAAAGCCUCGACUGUGGCUUUGUGUCCUGACUCGCUUUAAUGUGUCGUUCAGGUGCCCCGAGGCACUUGGUUUCCUUCAGGAGUUUGAAGGUGGAUACUUUAGAAAAGCUGGUGUCUUCCAUGUAGCAUCCCGACCUUUGGGUUCCUGUGACAGACCUCUUUUUGGUUGUGGAUGGCUCACAGAACAAAGCAGCUACUGCUGUUUGUUUUUAAAGUUCAUUUUAAUUAUUUGUGUAGUUCUUUAGUACUAUCCAGGGCCAAAGGCAAUUUUGAAAUAAAAUCUGUCAACUACAAUAAUACUUUUAAAAGAAAAUGAAUCCCACUGUUCUUCUUUGCCAUGCAGAAAGCACUGAGCACCGCAGGUUCUAACAUCUCCUUCCUAACAAACUGUCCUGUGGUGGCCAGGCUGGCCUUUUGGAGAAUGUCAGGUGGUGCAGCCUGAUGGGAAGUAAAAUGCCUGAAUCAAAAGCAGGUUUCUCAUUUUGAUUUUAAAUUUUUUAUCUACCGCAGACACUGCUCCCUUUGUGGGGGCCAUUAGAAACAUCAUCCAGAAGCCUUUGUUCUUCAAGAGCAGGGGAUGUUCUUAGCCCCAAAUACAUUGCUGUGCCAGACCCGUGAUGUGACAUGGUUUGAAGCAAGGAGUUUCUCAGGAGCACCUGGUUCCGCUGUGGGCCUGAAGGAUGGUUUUCAUGUAGGAGAUCCUAGUCACUUUGUGAUUCAGCUCUCAGUGUCUUAAUUUUUUAUACUUUGACAGUUUUUUUAAAAUUGAAUACUUGAGAUUAUGUUGACUUUUCUUUUUUAAGUUAUGUGAAAUACUUGGCUAUGAGACAUUUGGCAGAGCAGCAGGCACCUCUUCGGCAGUUGCUCAAUGCUACCUGUCUGCUUUUGCAUCUCAAAUGCUUAGAAUUAAGACUCUCCCUUCAUCGUUUCAUCUUGGUAGAAAGGGAUAGCUCCCCAAUCUAACUGUGGGGGAAUAACACUCUAGCCUCCUUGGUUGUCAUAGUGAUAGGGUAGCCUUAUUCCCUCCCUUUCUCAUAUCCUAAAACCUUUUACCCUUGUGCCAUGGGAACUGGGUCGGAUGAAGUAGAGAGAAGUGAAAAGUGGAGUCUGGGAAGUAGUUGCCUACGACUGUAAGACUGUAGAAGGAAAGAACACUCCUGUAUUGGAAGGAGUGACUAUACGAGGCUGUGACUCUGCCUUUGGUAUGGAUGCUGCUGUACAUAGAUGUUACAGACUUGUACUAACAUACUUGUCAUUUGGUAUUUGUUAAACCUCAUUUAUAAAAGCUUUAAAAAAUAUGUCAAACUUCA